Messenger RNA from Colletotrichum aenigma, 555 nucleotides. RefSeq lists its product as uncharacterized. The coding region runs from base 1 to 555 and encodes 184 amino acids. Lineage: Eukaryota; Fungi; Ascomycota; Sordariomycetes; Glomerellales; Glomerellaceae. The record is from RefSeq and is a predicted model, not a curated record. The transcript is spliced from 2 exons.
AUGAAGAACAAGACAGACUGGCACAGGAAGAUCGUCAGAGUAGUAAAUACCCCCCAAAGCUACACUUCAAGGAUAAGUUCCACAGAGGAGGAAGCUCUGCAUCGAAACUUGUUCAAAAAGCGCUCAAAGACCGUCUGCUUGACCCCAACACGCUUUGGGCCUAUGAAGAUAUCAUCGACCCACAUCCGACAUCCGCUUCCAACGAGUAGGGAAAUACCUGGCGACGGUGGAAUACACCUCUUCACCUCGCGCUUCUUUGCUUUGAUUAUGAGUCGGCUAGGAUCCUCCUGCGUCACGACGGGGAUCCGAAUAUCUACAACGCAGAAGGACGUACUGCUAUUCAUGAGGCUAUCAAGCUUCACAACAUCGAAGCUAUCCGUCUUUUUAUCCGUCACGGUGCGGACCCGAACAAAGCCUCGCACGAUGGACUGGUUCCGCUCCACGCAGCUCUUUGCGAAGGAUACGAAGAAGUGCUUUUCACCCUGCUCGAGAACGGUGCCACCUUGGAGGCUGCCGCGCAUUACGAGUGGUCGAUCACGGACCUUGCUUUGCUAG